AUGGCGGGCGGGCACUGCGGCGGGGGCCCCGCGGCCGGCAGCGGCGAGAUCGUGCAGCUCAACGUGGGGGGCACCAGAUUUAGUACCUCAAAACAGACUCUUAUGUGGAUUCCAGAUUCCUUUUUUUCCAGUUUGCUGAGUGGAAGAAUUUCAACACUUCGAGAUGAAACUGGUGCUAUAUUUAUUGAUAGAGAUCCGGCUGCAUUCGCACCCAUUUUAAAUUUUCUUCGGACAAAAGAAUUAGACUUAAGGGGGGUGAACAUCAAUGUCCUCAGGCACGAGGCCGAGUUCUACGGAAUCACCCCACUAGUGAGGCGGCUGCUCCUGUGCGAAGAGCUGGAGCGCUCGUCCUGCGGCAGCGUCCUCUUCCACGGCUACCUGCCCCCGCCAGGUAUUCCCAGUCGCACAGUGAACAGCACAAGCAGACCGGCUGCCGAGCCUCGGCGUGGCCUGGGCCCCACAGAAGGCGACGCCCGGGGAAGCAGUGCCCAGCCCGCUCUGUCCGGGUCUGGAGAGGAGACUGUCAGGCUGGGCUUUCCCGUGGACCCACGCAAGGUGCUCAUAGUCGCGGGCCACCACAACUGGAUCGUGGCCGCCUACGCCCACUUCGCUGUGUGCUACAGAGUCAAAGAGUCUUCGGGGUGGCAGCAGGUGUUCACCAGCCCGUACUUGGACUGGACCGUCGAGCGGGUGGCCAUCAACGCCAAGGUGGUCGGCGGUCCCCAUGGAGACAAGGACAAGAUGGUCGCGGUGGCCUCUGAGAGCAGCAUCAUCCUGUGGAGCGUGCAGGACGGAGGGAGCGGCACCGAGAUCGGCGUGUUCAGCCUCGGGGUCCCCGUGGACGCGCUCUUCUUCAUUGGGAACCAGCUGGUGGCCACGAGCCACACCGGGAAGGUGGGCGUGUGGAAUGCUGUCACUCAGCACUGGCAGGUUCAAGACGUCGUUCCCAUAACUAGUUACGACACUGCAGGGUCGUUCCUUCUGCUGGGAUGUAACAACGGGUCCAUAUAUUACAUCGAUAUGCAGAAGUUCCCUUUGCGAAUGAAGGAUAACGACCUCCUUGUCACUGAGCUUUAUCACGACCCUUCGAACGAUGCCAUCACUGCGCUGAGCGUUUACCUCACACCCAAAACCAGUGUCAGUGGGAACUGGAUUGAGAUCGCCUACGGCACCAGCUCGGGAGCAGUGCGGGUGAUCGUGCAGCACCCCGAGACGGUGGGGUCGGGCCCGCAGCUCUUCCAGACCUUCACUGUGCACCGCAGCCCCGUGACGAAGAUCAUGCUGUCCGAGAAGCACCUGGUGUCAGUCUGUGCGGAUAACAAUCACGUCCGGACGUGGACGGUUACCCGGUUCCGAGGCAUGAUCUCCACCCAGCCCGGGUCCACGCCUCUGGCGUCGUUCAAGAUCCUGUCUCUGGAGGAGACAGAGAGUCACGGCAGCUAUUCCUCGGGGAACGACAUCGGGCCUUUCGGGGAGCGUGACGACCAGCAGGUGUUCAUCCAGAAGGUGGUUCCCGUCACGAACACGCUGUUCGUCAGGCUCUCCUCCACCGGGAAAAGGAUAUGCGAGAUCCAGGCCGUGGACUGCACCACGAUAUCCGCGUUCACGGUGAGGGAGUGCGAGGGGUCCAGCCGGAUGGGCUCGCGGCCGCGGCGCUACCUGUUCACGGGCCACGCCAACGGCAGCAUUCAGAUGUGGGAUCUGACCACGGCCAUGGACAUGGGCAGCAAGAGCGAAGGUCACGACGCUGGGGGCCCGACGGAGGAGGAGCUGCUGAAGCUGCUGGAUCAGUGCGACCUGAGCGCCUCUCGCUGCGCCACCCCCAACAUCAGCCCGGCCACCUCGGUGGCCCAGCACAGCCGCCUGCGGGAGUCGGAGUCCAGCCUCCAGCUCCAGCACCACGAACCCAUCCAGGAGGCGGCCACCUACGGCUCCCUGAGGCCCUACAGAGAGAGCCCCCUGCUGGCCAGGGCGAGGAGGACCGAGAGCUUCCACAGCUACCGGGACUUCCAGACCCUCAGUCUGAGCAGAAGCGCGGAGCGAGCCGCGCCCGAGAGCGCCCCCGCGGGGCCGGGCCCGGCCGAAGGCAAGCGCGCCGAGGGCGCCGCGGGCGAGGGCGCGUCUCCGGGGGCCGAGGCCAGGAGCCCGGGGGCGGCGGACGGGGCCGCGGACGGGCCCAGGGUGGCCGAGGCUCUCCUGGAGCCCAAGAAAAGGUCGUCGGAAGAGGAAAACGAGAGCAGAGGGGAACCGCGGCGGAAGGGCCCCGACGGAGGCGGCUUCCUGGGACGGAGGAAAGGGCCGCUCCUGGCCUCGCCCUGCGCCCCGGACGCGGCGCCCGACUCGCCCGGCCCCGCGUCCCCGUCGCCCACGAAGACCACGCCCUCCCCUCGGCACAGGAAGAGCGAGUCCUCGGGGCCGGAGUACAGCCUGUGAGCGCCCCGGGCUGCUGCCCUGCGCCCCGAGACGCAGGGACCCGGCCUCAGGACGCGCCUUCGCCCCAGAGCCGCCCUGCGGGAAGAACGGAUCUAGGUCUCGACUCUCCUUUAGGUUUGCAAGGACCUGUGACCGGCCGUCUGUGGGUCAAGGCCGUGUCAGUGUGUCCUUAGCAAGGGG
This is a messenger RNA of Molossus molossus (Pallas's mastiff bat), 2613 nucleotides long. RefSeq names its product potassium channel tetramerization domain containing 3 (gene KCTD3). The transcript is spliced from 18 exons. The record is from RefSeq and is a predicted model, not a curated record. The coding region runs from base 1 to 2433 and encodes 810 amino acids. Gene Ontology annotation, biological process: protein homooligomerization. Lineage: Eukaryota; Metazoa; Chordata; Mammalia; Chiroptera; Molossidae. Gene Ontology annotation, molecular function: protein binding.